Molecule: messenger RNA, 2922 nt
Organism: Trichechus manatus latirostris (Florida manatee)
Lineage: Eukaryota; Metazoa; Chordata; Mammalia; Sirenia; Trichechidae
Gene: SMAP2
Product: small ArfGAP2
Exons: 10
Coding region: 420-1712 (430 amino acids)
Cellular component (GO): cytoplasm
Molecular function (GO): GTPase activator activity
Source: RefSeq, a predicted model, not a curated record
GAGCUGCCGGAAGUAGGCGGCGGAGGUGGUGGCCGAGCAGGCGACAGCUCGCAGGGAAACCGAGGCGCGGGACGCACGGCCCGCAGAUAGGCAAGCCAGUGGGCUAUCUCUGCGUCCUGCACUCAGGAGGACCUAGUGCUCCCUUUGCCAGGGCUGAGGGGCCCUGGUCCAGCAGCCUCCUCUGGACUCUGGCCUUUCCUUAAGCCCGCCAGGGGGCGCCGCACUGAGGGACUGCAGAGUGGGGGUCCGGCGGCGCUGACCAAAGAAGAGGCUCCGGACCGGGCCCGAGGAGAGGGCUCUCCCCCGCUCAGGAGGUGCCCCUGGGCGGGGGACAGGGAGUCCUCACACCCGGACUGAGUCAGGGGCAUCUGGGGGCGAGGAGGGCGCAUAGCCCCUCUGCCUCCACCGGCACCCUGGCCAUGACAGGCAAGUCGGUGAAGGACGUGGAUCGGUACCAGGCGGUCCUGGCCAACCUGCUGCUGGAAGAGGAUAACAAAUUUUGUGCAGACUGCCAGUCUAAAGGACCGCGAUGGGCCUCCUGGAACAUUGGUGUCUUCAUCUGCAUUCGAUGUGCUGGAAUACACAGGAAUCUGGGGGUGCACAUAUCCAGGGUAAAAUCAGUUAACCUCGAUCAAUGGACUCAAGAACAGAUUCAGUGCAUGCAAGAGAUGGGGAAUGGAAAAGCAAACCGACUUUAUGAAGCCUACCUUCCUGAGACCUUUCGUCGACCUCAGAUAGACCCAGCUGUUGAGGGAUUUAUCCGAGAUAAAUAUGAGAAGAAGAAAUACAUGGACCGAAGUCUGGACAUCAAUGCUUUUAGGAAAGAAAAAGAUGACAAGUGGAAAAGAGGGAGUGAACCAGCUCCAGAGAAAAAAAUGGAACCUGUUGUUUUUGAGAAAGUGAAAAUGCCACAGAAAAAAGAAGAUCCACAGCUACCUCGGAAAAGCUCCCCGAAAUCCACAGCACCUGUCAUGGAUUUGUUGGGCCUUGAUGCUCCUGUGGCCUGCUCCAUUGCAAAUAGUAAGACCAGCAAUACCUUAGAGAAGGAUUUAGAUCUUUUGGCCUCUGUUCCAUCCCCCUCUUCUUCAGUUUCCAGAAAGGUUGUAGGAUCCAUGCCAACUGCAGGGAGUGCUGGCUCUGUUCCUGAAAAUCUGAACCUGUUUCCUGAGCCAGGGAGCAAAUCAGAGGAAACAGGCAAGAAACAGCUUUCUAAAGACUCCAUCCUUUCACUGUAUGGAUCCCAGACACCUCAGAUGCCUGCCCAAGCAAUGUUCAUGGCUCCUGCUCAGAUGGCAUAUCCCACAGCCUACCCCAGCUUCCCUGGGGUUACACCUCCUAACAGCAUAAUGGGGAGCAUGAUGCCCCCGCCGGUAGGCAUGGUAGCUCAACCAGGAGCUUCUGGGAUGGUUGCUGCCCCCAUGGCCAUGCCUGCGGGCUAUAUGGGUGGCAUGCAGGCAUCAAUGAUGGGUGUGCCAAAUGGAAUGAUGACCACCCAGCAGGCUGGCUACAUGGCAGGCAUGGCAGCUGUGCCCCAAACUAUGUAUGGGGUUCAGCCAGCUCAGCAGCUGCAGUGGAACCUUACUCAGAUGACCCAGCAGAUGGCUGGGAUGAACUUCUAUGGAGCCAACGGCAUGAUGAACUACGGACAGUCAAUGAACGGCGGAAAUGGACAGGCAGCAAAUCAGACUCUCAGUCCUCAGAUGUGGAAAUAAAAACAAAGCACCUGUAUGGCUACCACUUUCCUCUCCCUUUCUCUUCUUUCCCCAACACCUCCCUCCCUAUCCCACUUUCCUGCCUCUCUCUGUUUCGUUUCAAAAUUGCUCAAUACGUCAUUUGGGGCUUGGCAUUCUGCCCAGCCCUGCCACUUCCCAAACAUGCAGACCUCUCUGUUGCUUUAUGUUGCACAUGUCCUGUAGCCUUCCUGACUUCCCUCCCCAGCCUCAGCCCCUGGUCAUCGCCUGGCACCAGCACCUUAGAAAUUGUUGGCAGAAGGCACUUAACUGUGGGAGAAACGUGCAUACCACUGAGUACCCUUCCCUUGAGGAUAAACCUCCCAUCAGACUCUGAGAAAGGUCUGUAGGUGGUGUUUUAGGCAAAGAAGGAGAGGGUUUAGAGGUCCUUUUAUAUGUGUCAAUAAGCUAUUUCUAAGUUUUAAAAUUUACGGUUGAAGAGAGAGGCAUCAUGCUUCCAUGAUUUAUGGGAAUGAACAAAAUACUGAAAUCAAAUUAAGUACUCCUUGUGUCUUGGAUAGGUUGUCACUAGCCCUGGGGUGAGGCAAGACCCCUCCCAUGAGGAUGAGCAAAAAUAUUGCUCCACUUUGCCCUGAGUAGCUUUCUGCAUCUAAGGCUCCCAGGCCCACUUCUUCAGUCAGCCAAAGACUUUAUGAAAGUCCUACACAAACACACACACCUCCCCAAUUCCACGCUGCCUUCAGUGCGAGAUGGGCCCAUGGCUGGAGAACCAACCCCUUCAAUGGGAAUGCAGAGCUUAAAGUGUGUACUUCUUGUGUGUGUGUGAGGAUUCUUCCUCCCACCCACUCCCCAUCUGCCCUAGGUGUUUUGGUUUGGUUUUAGGUUUACAACAGAGAGGAGUUAAUUUAUCAACAGCUUAAAACUGUUGCCAGUUUUUCUUAUAGUUAAAAAAAAUUGUGAUCUCGUUUAUAGCUCUCUUCUUCCUUUCCCCUCUCCCAACCUGCCAAUCACUCUUUCAUGCCUCUGUAUCCUGGGGUGUUCUGUUUCCUCACCUUUUCCAGGUAUAUGAGGCAGAGAGCCUGGACAGCUUUCCUACCAGUCAUUGUUCACCCCACUUGAAAAUUAAAACAAGAAAACUUUACUUAAAAUAUUCCCCUGUGGGAACCACAAUUCCUGGUUGCCUUUCUCCUGUGUAUGUGUAAAUUCCUUAAUAAAUAUCGCAGGGAAGGAC